UGGCAGGCGGGUGUUUACUAGAGACGAGCGGCGGCGGUUUUGAAAGAACAUGAAAAACGAUUCUGACUCUGAUCUCGACGAAAAAAUCGAAAUAUUGAAACAGAAAUAUCUACAGAGGAGGAAGCAGGUUCAGGACGCGUCUGAUGAUGAUGAUGAUGAUGAUGAUGAAGGAGCAGGAAUCACCAGAGACGUCUGCAGGCCACGCAGUAGAGCCGACAGCGCUGAAGACGAAGAGGAGCCGAGCGAGGAAGAUGAUGCUCCUGAAGAGACGAACGUGUUCUUCACGGAGACAGACGUGACUCUGCCGUCGGACCUCCGCUCGUCGAGCUCGUCGGCGCUGAACAGGGGGCGGAGCCGCUGCGUGCUGCACGUGUUUCAGGAGAUGAUGCACAUUUAUGAGAAGCUGCAGGCGGAGCGUGUCUCUCAGCAGGCGUGGGCGUCUCAGUUGUGUGAGAGAGAGUGUGAUCUGCAGCAGAGAGAGACUGUUUUCCAGAGCAGUGUUCAGACACUCAGAGUCCAGCAGGAGGAGCUGAGACACCUUCAGAAGCUAAAGCAGCAGUUUCAGCAGGAGAAAAGUGAGCUGGAAGCAGCUCUGAAGCACAAAACCAAAGAGAAUAAGAGGAUGAAGGCUAAUUUUGAUUCCUUGAAGGAAUUAAAUGAUUCUUUGAAGAAACAGCUUAAUGAGGUCAGCGAGCAGAACAGGAAGUUGGAAAGUCAGUCGCGGAAAGUUCAAGCUCGACUGGAGAACCUGCAGAGAAGGUACGAGUCGUUCUCGACGCACAGGAGCCGGGAAACAGCUGCUCCUAAAGCGUGCGACCCCAAACCCAGCAGACCAGAGAAACCUCCCUCAAAUAAAGCGGCCGGCAAGGCCGCCGGGCCGCUGCUGAAGCUGCUGCUGGAUUGGCUGGUGGAGGGUCAGCUGAUGGAGGGCCGACUCGGGCCGAGGCCUUCACCUCACGAGAGAUGCGCCAGGGUUCUGCCGAUGCUGGUGGAGCAGCUUCACGGAGCGACCGAGACGGCUCUAUCUCUGCUGCGCUGCAUCUACUGCUGUCUGCUUCAUCUGGAGCGCGGCUCGCAGCACACGGUCCUGACCUCCACGCUCAGGAGACUCGGUGAGGAGGUGUCUCGAGGAUCUCCGGGCGUCUCGCCGCUCCUCAGGAGCUCCUGUCUCCACACACGAGUCUUGAGCAGCCUCCUCGUCCUCAAGACACUCGCUCAAGUGGACGUUCUGGCUCAGGCUGUGGAGGUUCUGUCCGGCGCGGUCCGGUCCGACGAGGGCCAGGCUCUGUUCCUGGAGUACCAGGCUCUGCCGGUGGUUCUGGCUCUGCUGAGAGCGGGCAGUCCCGGUCUGCUGGCUCCGUCUCUGGACGUCCUGCUGCAGAUGAGCUCAGGAUCACCAGGGUCUCUGCCGGUGUUUCUGGAUCAGUGCAGCUCGGAGGACUUCUUCCGCUGCUCCUCGCUGGUUCUCCGUCAUCCUCGUCUGGAGCCGGCGCCGCUGGAGAAGAUGCUGGUGCUGCUGCAGAAGCUCUCCGGCGUCCGGAAGAACAAGCGUCUGUUCAAAGCGUCGUCGCUGGGUUUGCUGCUGCAGGAGAUGCACAGGACCUCAGACCACACACACACACACACCUUCAUCAGCAUCAACCUCAGCUCCAUCCUGCUCAACCUGGGCAUGCUCUCACACCCCUGACACACACACACACACACAGACACACACACACACACAGACACAGACACAGACACACACACACACACACACACACACACACACACACUCACUCACUCACUCACUCACUCACUCACAC
Molecule: messenger RNA, 1802 nt
Organism: Puntigrus tetrazona (Sumatra barb)
Lineage: Eukaryota; Metazoa; Chordata; Actinopteri; Cypriniformes; Cyprinidae
Product: coiled-coil domain-containing protein 138-like
Exons: 15
Coding region: 50-1687 (545 amino acids)
Source: RefSeq, a predicted model, not a curated record